This is a messenger RNA of Leptopilina boulardi, 3176 nucleotides long. Its product is annotated as nucleolar pre-ribosomal-associated protein 1-like. Gene Ontology annotation, biological process: maturation of LSU-rRNA from tricistronic rRNA transcript (SSU-rRNA, 5.8S rRNA, LSU-rRNA); maturation of 5.8S rRNA from tricistronic rRNA transcript (SSU-rRNA, 5.8S rRNA, LSU-rRNA). The transcript is spliced from 9 exons. Gene Ontology annotation, cellular component: nucleolus. The coding region runs from base 266 to 2896 and encodes 876 amino acids. The record is from RefSeq and is a predicted model, not a curated record. NCBI's taxonomy places the organism in Eukaryota, Metazoa, Arthropoda, Insecta, Hymenoptera, Figitidae.
CAAAAAUCGAUAAUUCUCGAUAUUGCCUUCGAUUGUUAACAAACUUCGUGUUAGGUAAAAAAAAACAAAAAAAAAUAUAUAUAUUCUCUAAGAGAAACCUUUGUUUAUGUGUACUAAAUAUGUAAAUAAGUUAGGUAUCAAUGUUUUCCAUAAAAACAAGCACAUGUUCGAUUGAGAUAUUAAAAACCUAAAAAUUACAUAUUUCUAAUCAAAAAAUAACUUCAUUUUAAGUAAAUUUUAGCUGAUAACAAAGUAAAUAAAAAAAAUGACAAAGUCAAAGAAAAAUAUAACCUCAAUAGAGGAUCAGGAAGAAAUUGAAAUUCCUUCAAAACGACAGAAAUUACAGGAAAAUAACACAGAGGAACUUGUUAUUCAAGAGACAAAGAAGAAAAGAAAGAAGAGUGAAACCAAAAUAACUGAAGAAAUUUCAGCGAACGUGGAAAAUGGGAAAGAAGUUUUAAGUACUAAGAAAAAAUCGAGAAAAUCUAUUGAUGUUAGAGUCGAAGAGGAAAAUAAUCCUGACGAGAAAAAAAUGAACAAAAAUAUCCAAGAGACAAAUAAUGAAGAAAAAGUUACUAAAUCAGUCAAAUCAAAAAAAUACGAGAUAACUGGAAAAUCUUUAAGGACCAGUUUUCAACGUGAAUAUGCGUUUGAUGAAGUUCGAACAUUUGUCACCAUGUGCAAUGAAAAUAAAAAUUACGAUUUAGCUGCCGAUUAUCUUGAAGAAGGUGGCAGUGUUCUUGAAAUUCUUAAAACAUUUGACACCACUGAUAAAAAAAAUAUAAAUAACAUUACUACUUUAUUCUCCGCUAUUCAUAUUCUAACCAUGAAAGUCUUGGGAUUAUAUCCCGAAGGUUCAGAACAAUAUACAAAAACAGAAGAAAUUUGUCGACGAUUAAUAAACACUCAUACAUCGUCAAUGCAAUCAAUGCUUUCAAAUCAAAGUAAUGCAAAACAACGGAAAAUAAUAUUAAAAAUGCUCACAACAAUGAUAACACUCGGUGGUACUAUUCCACGUGAUAUUUUAACAAAUCUCUCGUUAAAUUCACAAAUUUUAGAUGUAGUAACACGUCUCACAAAACCAAAUGAUCCAAAUAAUGUGAGAACAUCAUUUAUUCACUUUAUCCUCGCUUUUCUCGUCGAUGGACGCAAUAAUACAAUUAGAUUACUUUUGGAAAAACGUGACUUACUGUCAAGUAUUUUUCCCGAUUUAAUAUACGAUUCACACGAUACAGUUCAUUUAACAUUGCAAACUGUAAAAAAAUAUGUUCUCGAAAAUUCAACAAUCAGUAAAACAAUGAAACUUCAUAUUUUCACCACACAAGUUGUACAAGGUCUUGUGAAUUUAUAUAAUUGGAAGGGACCAACAAAUUGGCCGGGACUAAAGAAGGAGAAAGAAAAAACUAAAAUUGAAAAAAUCGAUCCCGAGGAAAAAGAGAUUGCAGUUGAAGCUGUACACGAAUUUCUUCUAAUUCUCAUGACAUCAAAAAGAUACGGAAUUAUAUUUCAAGAUAAGACUUUAGGCACUGGUCAGGGUAGAAAGAAUAAUCAAUUAGUGAGCACAGUUUUAAGAAGUCUCGAUCGUCCAUGGGAAUAUGAUAAACCUGGCGAUUUAGUUGUUCAAAUUUUAAGAGCUUGUCCGGAUUUAAUGAAAUCACAACUUAUUCUCACAGAACCAUUCCUCUCGCCAAAAGUAACGAUAAAGUGGAUUAAAUUAAUGAAGUUUCUAAAUCAGGUAAUUAGUUCUUUAGACAUUGAAAGAUGUUUCCAGGAUGCCAAAGAAUUGUCAGAUGUAAAAAUUGAACAAUUUGCAAAUACUGUGAUAAAUUUAACGCUUCCAACUACAAUUUUAAGAAAGGCAAUUGCUCCGGCAUUACUGCACAGUAACAUUAGAGUACGACACGAAUGUGUUUUACUAUUCACGACAAUGUUAAAUCAAACAAAAAAAUUAUUAACACUAGCCGAAGAUUCGCUUGAUUGUAAAAAAUUCAGGACGUUCAAUAAUCAUUUGAUAGAAUACAUGACGGAUAAUGCUCCAAUUUUUGAAAGAUGUUUGAGAGUAUGGAAAAAAGCACUCGAACCCACUGAAUCUGAAAUAACUGAAGAACAAAUUGAAAUUCCUUCGAUAGAUGAAAUUUUAGUAUCGAUUUUAAAUUUAUUGAAAUCAUUUCAUGAAGCAUUUCCAGCAUUAGUUUAUGUAAAUGUAAAAGCCGAUGUCAAUUAUGCAAUGUUAUUAAAUGGACUCACAAAUCCAUUGGAUAUUGAAGAAAAUUUACAAAGUGAUAUAAAUAUACUGGCUAUUGAUUUUCUUCUUUCUACAAAUGCUUUCAUGUUUACACCAGUCCAGGAACUUUACGGACAGGCCCUUUUAUUUUUGUUAAUGGCCCUUGAUGUGGAAUCGCCAUUAUUUGAUAAAGUGAAAAGUUCCAUUAUUAAAUUACUUGAAGUGCCACGAGCAUUUUAUGAAUGUGAAGAUCAAAUAGAAAUUUGGCUAAACACUUUCCUUGGAUUAAAGAAUUUUGAUGAACGACUCGAAAUUUCCACGUGGUUCGUGAAAGUUGUUAAUCGAAUUUAUAAAAAUGUGGAAAAAUAUCAUUUGGCCAUAAAAACAGCAGAAGAAAGCUGCGGUAUUGAAAUUGAAAAAUAUAUGAGCUUUUUCCAAGAAUUAAAAACAAAAGGAGCCUAUUCCAAAACUGAAGACAGAUUACAAUAUGUAACAUCUUUGCCACUUGUUCUAUGCUCAGCAUUAGAUUUAUUAAAGAAGAAAUCAACCGAAAAUUUAAUUCGUUUUAUGAAUGAAAUUUUAGUUCACACAAUUUAUUAUCAAGUGAAACCUGAUCCGUUGAUUUAUUUAACAAAGGAUAUAAAGGAAUUGAAAUUGGAGCAGUAUCUUUAAAUUCAAAGUCUGAUAUCACAUUUUUUUUAUUAUUAUCCAUAUAGAUAUAAAUUUAUCAGAUUUUUAUAGAUAAAUGUUAUCUAUAUCAUUACAUUUUUUUUUGUGAUACAGGAGUAAGAGAUUUUUUUAAUUUUUAUAAAAUAUAGCAAAUAUAAUUGCAAAGCGUCAAAAAAAAAAUGUACGUGCAUGUAAACAUGUUUCUAAACUAUAUAACCUAUAAUUUAAAAAGAGAAUUGUAAAAUAUUCUUCAAGUUUGUAAAUAAAUAUUCUAUAAAAUUAA